Messenger RNA from Fusarium graminearum PH-1, 3132 nucleotides. RefSeq lists its product as uncharacterized. The record is from RefSeq and is a predicted model, not a curated record. The transcript has 4 exons. The coding region runs from base 1 to 3132 and encodes 1043 amino acids. Lineage: Eukaryota; Fungi; Ascomycota; Sordariomycetes; Hypocreales; Nectriaceae.
AUGGCUACGGGACUGGAGGCUGUUGGUGCCGCUAGUGCUAUCUUGUCAUUCAUAUCUUUCGCCGGCAAGAUUGUAUCGAUAAGCUAUAAGAUCUAUGAUGGCAUGCCUACGGAUGAGGAUGAGCUUGAAGAUUAUGCUGGGCGAAUGCUUGAUGCAUGCGAGCAUAUUCGAUCCAGGAGUCAGCACUUACAUCAAAGCACACCAUUGGCGGCAAGUAUCUCUGACAUUGCUCAAAAAUGUUUCCAACUAUCUUGGGAACUGCAAAAAGAGACUCAAAAUAUCACGAAACGAUACCAAAAGGGCAAGUUCCGUCGGGCAGUCUCUAUGGCCCUUCGCGCAAACGCCCACAAAGCAAAGAUCAAGCAACUGGAUCAAUCCUUGGAAAGAUACAAGAAAAUUAUGGAAACAGAAUUGUUGUCCAAAAUAUGCGACACAGGUACUGCGAUAGAGACGCAACAAAGUCAAACAUUUCCCAAACUAGAACGCGAUGUUCAAGAUCUCAUCUUCAAGAUCGCAAGCACACAAACAAAUAUGGAAAUUCUUGUUACAGAGGAAGCAAAGAAAACCCGGGAAGUGCUCAGUAUAAACCUUACCACCCACAUUAAAGAUUCCGAAACAAGGGCUAUCACAGACAACCAGAGACAACGACUUUUGAAAAGCCUCAAGCCAGCCGAUAUACGGAAAAGAUACCACGAGGUCCUAUCCCCAUCAGAUGCUUCUUUUGAAAGGGUCUUUGCAUCUUACGAACGCGUCUGCCUCAAGGACCCCGAACACAAAGACUGGAAAACGAUUCGGAGAAACCUCCCAGAUGAACCGUGUCCCACUAUGAGGUACGGCAAUGUCGAUGAGAUUGACUGCACCUGGCAUUCUUUCACUUUAUGGCUCCAAUCAGACAAUCCUCUCUUCUGGAUUCAGGGGAAGCCAGGAUCUGGAAAAAGCACCUUGAUGAAGUUCAUCAUUGAGAAUAAAAACACAGAACGUCUUUUGAAGUCUCAUAUCGCGAAUACGAGGGUCCUAUCAUAUUUUCUUUGGAAGAUAGGAAACGAAUCCCAGAACAGCAUCAAGGGUCUCAUAUGCUGUUUACUGCACGACCUUCUCGUCAGUAGCACUGAGAUGUUAGACCAGGCAUUGAAGCAAUUUCCAUCAUUGGAAUCAAGGGAUUUCUUCGAUGAGUGGUCAAGCGAGGAAGCUGAAAAGGUCCUCUUCUUCCUAUUACGCAGCCCAGCCUGCUCGACAUGCAUUUUCAUUGAUGGUCUUGAUGAGAUAUCUGAUAAAGAUGGGUUUGAGCCACUUACGAAACUAAUACAGAGUAUCUGUAAUAUCCCACUUGUUAAAGUUUGUGUCUCAAGCCGGCUUGAGACAGGACUCAUACAGAAGCUCGAAGCGUUAGGGGCGGGGAAACUGUGUCUGCAUGAUCUUACCAACCCCGAAAUGGCUGUCUACGUUCAGAAAGAGUUGGCAAGAUUCUCAGCCGGAGUGAUCUCGUCUUCUUUUGUUGAUAAAAUCAUUAUCGAACUACUUGUCAAGGCUCAAGGUGUUUUCCUCUGGCUUUUCCUAGCAAAGAACAGUCUCAUUACUGGGAUAGAAAAUGGAGACGACGAAGAAACCCUCAUGAGAAGACUAGAAGAACUUCCUAGCGAGCUUGAGGCAUUAUACGAGUCCAUGUGGUCCAGACUCAAUGCCAAAAACAAGGUGUAUCGGCAAACUGCAGCGAUGUAUUUCCAUUUCCUGUUAGCCAAAGGAUGGAAUUUUAAAGUCAUUUAUCCUGAUGUUGAAGUGCCUUUUACAGUUUGUGAGAGACCACGUGGGAUUCCAACAUUGGCCCAACUAUCGAUGAUGGUGAAAGUUGAGGAAGGCAGAAUGUUUCCUCCCGGAGUCAAUAAUACAUCCCUCUAUGACCUCAAAGUGUUAUGUGACGCCACAGAAAGGGACCUUAGUACUCGAUGUGCUGGGAUGAUCCAAGUUUCCAAGGCGCCGAUUUACAACGAAAUCGAUCCAGUCAUUCGUUUGGUUGAGUUCGUUCAUCGCACUGCUCAUGACUUUCUGGUCGAUACGAAGCCUGGGCAGGAUAUCCUCAGCUACUACAGCGGUAUGAAAAUGACUACCGACUUCCAGCUUAAGUUGUUUAAGUCUGAGCUAUCUGUAUAUCACACAAUUGGGGCAGCAACAUUUCCAGAACAUGCUAUCCACCAAUGUGUUGAACUGCAAAGGCAAGGUGUGAAUUACGAGAUGAUGGACCAACUGGUUCGAGUCAUGCAAUCUCUUUGGGAUCAAGGCCUUGCACACGAGCUUACAAAUAUGGAAGACGAUCCUACCAUUGCUCUUCGCGACAUCUGCCAUGAGUGGAACGUUGCAGCCACAAGACGUCCAUCAAUACUAAUGAUCCAACGGCUCAUUGCUCUGGAUGCAAGUCCACAUGCUGUUGGAGCAUCAUCACCACCACUAAGGAAAAGUGGUGGAUUUUACGCUGUAUUUACUCAAGAAACAUCUGCAUUUGAGUUGCUCUUGAGAGGCACUCUUAGCCGGCUCAUCGAUGGCCGUCGCGACGCUGUACUUGAAAUUCUUGAAGUCAUAGACAGUCUGGCUCCAUCAUGUCCUGAUUGGGGUCGAAGGAUCAUGGUAUUUUGUCAGGACGCCAUGUAUUGGAAGCUCUUGCUACAUGACUGGGAAUUUUACUGGCCAACGUGUGGUGGUGCAACCUUCGAAGUGAACAUGCAGUAUCUACUCAGGCGACUACUAGUUGCCGUAUCGUGUGAGGGGAUACCAACACAGAAUUAUAGAUUGCACGAGAUUGCAAACUCGGCCGUUGAAUCCUACUCACGAGUCCGGAAUAUUGUGCCGAGACAACGGGAUGACGAAGGAUACCCAUUUUGCUGCCGUGUUGUCAAUCAAGAACCAUUCAAGGACUUGUGUGACAAUAUGUUUGGGCCCCAAGACAAAGGUCAUUUAAACGUUGACGAUCUUAGAAAUGAAGAAUUCUACAGGAACCCCAAGUAUGACUUUCUGCUUGGUAGCUAUGAGCGGGUUAUGUUAGACGACGAAGUGGAUCAAUUAGCAUCUGAAGACCUUGGAUUUCACAGAAUAACCAAUGAAAGGAUUGCCGACAUGUCAAGAAAGAUGAAACGGUAUUGA